AAUGUUGGUACACACAGGAAAGCCUCUGCACGCUGCCGACGCGAAUCCUCGCCCUUCCCAUUGCUCGCUCGCUCUGACGUCGCCACAUGCUUCUCUCAAAAACGGAGGCAUCAGCGCGCGUCCCCCAGAACCGAGCGUGCUGUUCCGCGAACUGCUUUUCCUUGCUGUCGUUCACCUGAACGCUUUUCUCCUGGGCGCGGGGGCCUUUGUCUGAUUUCACCAGAAGUGAACCUAACUUAUUAUUUUCGGUCGGCUUGACAUAUUACCACUGUUUUUUAAAAUAUUAUAUUUAAUUUAAUUUAUUACAAAAAGAUUUUUCGGACUGUCAGUAUUUAAGGAUUUUUUUGCUUCCGUUUAAAAAGAGAAAUCGACCGAAGAAAGAAGCUCCGGAACUUGGCGAGUUUUAAGCUUUGUAAAUUGAGACGAGGUAGGACCCGCGGCCGCCAAGGACAAAAGAUCACGAGGACCCCACGCGGCCCCUCCCAACCCAAAUAAGUCUUUGGCCUGAUUGACUCGUUCCCUAAGAAAACAUCCUGGAUCCCAGUAUGACCAAAGCUGAAAUGGGCAAGCCGAAUAGCACCCGAGAGGAGGACAGCAGCAGCUAUAGCUCUAACAGCAACGACUUCAGCUAUCACUACCCCACCAAAUCAGCUGCGAUGAAGAGCCAUUACGUGGAUAUGGAUCCAGAAAACCAAAAUUUUUUACUUGAAUCCAACCAAGGGAAGAAAAAAUAUGAAACUGAAUAUCAUCCAGGUACAACUUCCUUUGGAAUGUCAGUAUUUAACCUGAGCAAUGCUAUUGUGGGCAGUGGCAUUCUUGGACUUUCUUAUGCCAUGGCAAACACAGGAAUUGCUCUCUUUGUAGUUCUCUUAGUCUUCGUGUCAAUAUUUUCUCUGUAUUCCGUUCACCUUCUUUUGAAGACUUCCAACGAAGGAGGAUCUUUAUUAUAUGAACAAUUGGGAAUGAAAGCAUUUGGCAUGCCUGGAAAACUUGCAGCAUCUGGAUCAAUUACAAUGCAAAACAUUGGAGCUAUGUCAAGCUACCUCUACAUCGUGAAAUAUGAGUUACCAUUGGUCAUCAAAGCGUUUUUGAACAUUGGAGAGCAUUCGGGAGAAUGGUAUUGGUAUACUAAUGGCGAUUAUUUGGUUAUAUUAGUAUCCUUGGUGCUCAUUCUUCCUUUGUCACUGUUGAAAAAUUUAGGUUAUCUAGGCUACACCAGUGGAUUUUCCUUAUUGUGCAUGGCCUUCUUCCUUAUUGUGGUCAUUUGCAAGAAAUUUCAAAUUCCUUGUGGAGUGGAACAUGAUCUAAUUAAUGCAACUCUGAACAUUACCAUGGAGCAACCGGUGUUUGCAAAUGAAACAAAUGUUAAUGCAACCUAUGAUUCCUGUGUACCAAAAUAUUUUAUCUUCAACUCAAAGACUGUCUAUGCUGUACCAAUCCUGACAUUUUCUUUUGUCUGUCAUCCUGCUAUUCUCCCUAUUUAUGAAGAACUGAAAGGCCGAACCCGCAGAAGAAUGAUGAAAGUAUCCAAUGUUUCAUUUUUUGCUAUGUUCCUCAUGUACCUCUUGGCUGCUCUCUUUGGAUACUUGACAUUUUAUGGAAAGGUGGAAGCCGAAUUGCUUCAUACUUAUUCAACAGUGUUUCAGACUGAUAAUCUCCUUCUGAUUGUGCGCUUAGCAGUCCUGAUGGCAGUCAUUCUUACCGUUCCAGUUGUGAUUUUUCCAAUUCGUAGUUCCAUCACACAAUUGCUGUGUGCAGGCAAAGAAUUUAGUUGGGUUCGUCAUUGUAUUAUUACAGGAGCUAUUUUGGUAUGCACCAACGUUCUCGUCAUUUUUGUUCCCACAAUUCGAGACAUAUUUGGAUUCAUUGGUGCCUCCGCUGCUGCCAUGCUAAUCUUUAUACUUCCAUCAGCUUUCUACAUUAAGCUUGUGAAAAAAGAAUCCAUGCAAUCCGUGCAAAAAAUUGGGGCUCUCCUGUUCCUGCUAAGUGGCACAAUUGUGAUGAUUGGAAGUAUGACCUUAAUUGUUAUGGAUUGGAUCAACAAUUAACCUACCUGCUUUAUUCAUUCGUCUUCAUUCUGCCAUCUUCUGGGAGGAAAAACCUUCUGCCUAUGUUUGCAGCUCUGCUUCCUUUGAUGCUAGUACUUCUAAUGAUAGAACAGAUGGAUUUUAAAGAAAGAAAAACAAAAGAAACUAUUCUGCACAAGAAUAGAUACUAAUAUCAAGUCAGCUGAAUCUUUGGCUGAGUGAAGUGACUUUUUUUUUUUAUUCCAUUCCAGGGAAUGGACGGCUCUCUCUGUAAAAAUUUAUCAAGCCAUGUUGGGCUUUGGACAUUGUUACUUGGAUUCUUUAUUUACUUGAAUGUGCCUAAUGGAAACAAUUGGUGUGAGAAGUAAAUUAGUUUACAGCAAGUUGUAAGCUAGCCAUUAAAAGGAAGGGAAAAAACAGUUAUUUUUAUACCAAAUAACUAUGGACUCAAAAGCACUAUUUUGACUUUUAAGAAAACAUUUUAUAAGUUAAAGAUUCAAAUAAGGGUAAGAAAAAAAUCAGUAGGCUGUUUAAUCAGUAUCCUCAGUUCAAAAUGUUUGCCUGUCUACAGAGACAUGUUCUUAAAAUUAUAUUUUUCACCUCAAUAAGCUUAUUUUUUAAAUCUGUUAUAACUAAUGUUUAAUUGACUAUCUUGAAAGAAUAGAACUAAAAUUAAAUUCCAUUUGUAAUUUUAGUUAUUCUAACACUAAAACCAAACAAAGAUUUGUAUAGUAUAUUGAGGUACUCAGUAGUGCAAUUAAGAAGAUAAAAACUUUUUAUUCUUUUUUUUUAAUUUGGUCUCACCAAAGCACAAUAAAUUGUUAGAUAAUGUGAUGUUCCUAGCAAAAUAAUCUGGCUUUUUAGUAUUUAAAACAAAAAUAUUGAGGUCAUGCUAUAGUUUACUGGAGGAAAAGUAUACUUUUCAGAUGCAUGUUUUCAUUAUUAAUAUUUUAUAUUAUGUUACAUAAUUGCACCAGAAUUUGGUGCAUGUGACAAAAUUCUUUUCAUAAAAUAACUGGAUUUCUUAAUGCAGUUUUCUAAACUGUCGUGUGUGUGUGUGUGUGUGUGUACACACGCACAUACACACUUGUUACUAAAUGAAUGGAUUUCAGUAUUAUUGGAACAGUGGGGUAACAACCAUAGGUCAUGUACAGUGGAUAUCCAGAACAUGAUCCUGCCCUGACUGGACAACAACAUUCAAAGAACAUAUGAACUUGGUAUACAUACCUCACUCCUAUCUGUCUCCCAUUCAUCAUUUUGCCCAGAAACUCAAGAAGAGCUGAAUGUUGAUACAGGGAAUUCAUACAUACUUCCCAUUUCUAUUAUUAAUUUAAAGAGAUAUUUAAUGAAUUUCCAUGUGGGAUAGAGGAUAAAAUCUUCUCGAUUAUGCUUUGCAGUAAUAAAUCUGUGUUGCAAAUGCUGCAUUUGCCAGAGAAAGCAUAUUCCAGUUUGGCUACUACACAUAUUAAUUAUACUAUUUCAACCCCAAGAUGUAAAGAAAUUUAGGACACUUUUUUCAUUUCACAAAAAUUGCUGAACAGAUUUUCUGCCAGAAUCUAAAAAGACAGAAUUUAACUAGGUAACGUUCAGAGGAUUAUUUUCAUCUGGCAUAACAAAAAAGGCAUGUAAUUAACCGGAACAUUUUUUUAAGUGUAGGUUCAUUUUAAAAAAUAUAUACAGCAAAUAUUUCCCAUUGCAUUCUGAUUCUUAGCCUAAUAAUGUUUCAUUAGGGUGCUUUUAAUUUUUCCCCUUAUUGUCCUAGAAAGGCUAGAAUUCAAGCCAUGGUUCUAGGUAGAACAAUAUAAUCUGUACUUGAAUAAUAGUUGUGAUGAUCUCUUUUAUUCCUAAAAUAUUAGUAACCAAUACUAGUACUGUUAAAAACAUAAAACUUACUUUUUUAUCUAGAUCACAGGUAUCAAACUCACUGUGUCACGUGAUGUGUUGCAACAGAUCACGAUUUUUUUCGCAUUGCUGGAGCUGCAGUGGAUGCGCCUCCAGAUGAUGCAACCGGCCCGUGGGCUGGCAGUUUGACACCCCUGAUCUAGAUUGUCUAAAAAAACAUUUUAGAAUUUCAAAGAUAAUUUUGUAAGCAUUUGGCUACUGUAAUAUAAGAUCUCAUUGUUGAAUGUUUAUAUCUCAGAACUACCAUUGGCAUUACUGGGUGGAUACAACAUACUUAUGUAGCAGAUAUAAAUAACAUAAUAUUUUCUUAUAUUUUGUACUAGUCUAUGGUAUUUUGUGCAAGAGCUUAAAUACUCCAGAAAGUAUAUCGAAUAAUUUAAAACAAUUUUCUUUUCUUUCAGCAACUAGUGUUGCCCAGUGUCUUUAACCAAUCUAGGGAGUUAAAGAUCAAAAAUCAUUCUUUUCCAACAAUAAAAAAAAUUGUUAUACCCUAAUUGUUCAUCUAAAAGCCAGAAAAGUGACAAAAGUGGGGAAAAUACACUUAUGCAUCUGCAAAAAUGAUACUGAAUUAUUGCUGAAUCAGCAAUAUCUGGGCAGUUCAAAUUAUGGAUUGCACAGUUUUCUUUCAUUUGCAAGAUCAAAUUUCUCUAACUACUCCUGAGUACCACUAAGAUAUCUUCUUUGCUAAUAUACAAAUAUGUGGUGCAUAAACUUCACAGGAGCUAGUAGUUUCAGCAUUUAACCACUAUUUGUCACCUCAUUUUAAAAUUAUUGUCUUCCAUGUUAUUUUACUCACAUUAUGUAACAUGUUAUUUAUGGAAUAGUAACUUGUUGAAGUUAAAACCUAUUUUUCAAUAUUUAUGGGUAACCUCUGUAUAUAAAUUACUAUACUCUAUGUUUGUGUAUGUGUACGUAUGUAUGUGUAUAUAUAUGUGUGUGUGUGUGUAUGUAUAUGUAUGUGUGUGUGUAUAUAUAUAUAUAUAUAUGUGUGUAUAUAUAUAUAUAUAUAUGUAUAUAUAUACUGUAAGUAUAUUGUAUAUAAGGUAAGGUUUGAUUAUGUAUAUAAGUUUAUGUUAAUAAUUAGCACAUUAAAUCCAUAAUUCCUUCAUGUUGUAUAUCCAAGAAAUGGUCACAGGCAAAUCUCUGGAGAAAUUGUAUGCCAGUGAUCAAUUAUUUUUGCAUUUGCUAUACAAGGGCAAAUAUUUUUUAAAAAAUCUAAAAGUAUACCCAAAAUGUAUUAGUUCAAUUCUAUAUUUUCCUUUGAACUGUACAACCCAUUCUAUACUGCAAACUAAUAUGAAAUUCCUUUAGCUUCCAGAGCAGUUUGUGAUGUGAGAAAAAUAGGAGCUACUAUUUGACAGCAAAAAAUACCCCUUUUUUUAUUCAGAAAAUUAGUUUCCUAAUUAUCUGGAAUCUGGGCCAUUAUUGGAAAGUGAGAAAACUAAUUUUACAAUGUACAAUUUGCAUUGAUGUUUUCAAUGACUUUUCAUACAUAUCAUGUAUAUAUAGAUAAAGAGAUACAUGCUGUAUUGUUAGAUCAACAAUUUAAAUACAGUUAUUGAAAAGAGUGCUACACUGUUUCAAUGAAACACUGUAAGUUUUAGCUAAAUAAAGAUCAAAACUUAAGAAUGUGCAAGAAUGAAAUUUAUUCUCUAUUAUAUGAUAUAAAUAUUUGUUCAUGUUGUGCUUUACAGGUAAAUCAAUUUUAGGCAAUUGAUAAAAGUUGCAGUUACCUUUGAAUCCAAACUAUAAGAUAUGUUUACAGUUCAUAUUAAGCCAUGAUUUGUAUUAAUAAAAUUUACUGAACAUGCAA
This is a messenger RNA of Crotalus tigris (Tiger rattlesnake), 5742 nucleotides long. RefSeq names its product solute carrier family 38 member 2 (gene SLC38A2). Gene Ontology annotation, molecular function: L-glutamine transmembrane transporter activity. The record is from RefSeq and is a predicted model, not a curated record. The coding region runs from base 546 to 2048 and encodes 500 amino acids. Gene Ontology annotation, biological process: L-glutamine transport; amino acid transmembrane transport. NCBI's taxonomy places the organism in Eukaryota, Metazoa, Chordata, Lepidosauria, Squamata, Viperidae. The transcript has 16 exons.